CGGAGGUGGUCACUUCCGCCGGGGUGUGCGCACUGAAUCCGGGUCAGCUGCUGCCGCGGGGACUGCAGCUGCGAGCGGUCGGGAAGCCCUGGGCCCCGUCUCCACUGCCGACCGAGGGCAGCGGGCUCUGCCCGCCGCCGCUUUCUGCGACCUGGCCGUCAGCCCCACGUCGCCGGCCUGGAGGGGCAAAGAGGACGAGGGGGCCGCGGCUUCCUCCGGGGACCUCGGCUGCCUGGAUUGCCAGGAGCUGGAAGUUGACAUUGAAUCCAGGCUGAGGAUGGAAGGUGUGGAGCUGAAAGAAGAAUGGCAGGAUGAAGAUUUUCCAAUACCUUUACCAGAAGAUGACAGUAUUGAAGCAGAUAUACUAGAUGUUACUGGUCCAGACAGCCAGCCUGGCUCAUUAGAAGUUAAUGGAAAUAAAGUUCGUAAGAAACUAAUGGCCCCAGACAUCAGCCUGACCCUGGAUCCUAGUGAAGGCUCCGUGUGGUCGGAUGAUUUGGACGAAGGUGGGGAGGUUGACCUGGAAGGCUUAGACACCCCAUCAGAGAACAGUGAUGAGUUUGAGUGGGAAGAUGAUCUUCCCAAACCCAAAACUACUGAAGUCAUUAGGAAAGGUUCGAUUACUGAAUACACAGCCACAGAAGAGAAGGAAGAUGGGCGCCGCUGGCGCAUGUUCAGGAUUGGAGAACAGGACCACAGGGUGGAUAUGAAGGCGAUCGAACCCUACAAAAAAGUUAUUAGCCAUGGAGGCUAUUACGGGGAUGGUUUAAAUGCCAUUGUUGUGUUUGCUGUCUGUUUUAUGCCUGAAAGUGGUCAGCCUAAUUAUAGAUAUCUGAUGGACAAUCUCUUUAAGUAUGUUAUUGGCACUUUAGAGCUGUUGGUAGCAGAAAACUACAUGAUCAUCUACUUAAACGGUGCAACAACUCGAAGGAAAAUGCCCAGUCUGGGCUGGCUCCGGAGAUGCUACCAGCAGAUUGAUCGACGAUUACGGAAAAACCUGAAGUCUCUAAUCAUUGUUCACCCUUCAUGGUUUAUCCGAACCCUUCUGGCUGUUACAAGACCAUUUAUCAGUUCAAAAUUCAGUCAGAAAAUUAGAUACGUCUUUAAUUUGGCAGAGCUCGCGGAGCUUGUCCCCAUGGAGUACGUCGGCAUACCAGAGUGCAUCAGACAGUAUGAAGAAGAAAAGUUUAAAAAGAGACAAAAAGAGUUGAUCAAGAGCUUAAUGGAAAACAAGAACCAGCAAACAGUGAGCAGUAGGUUCAGCGUCCUGUCCAGAUGAGACAAAGAGCGCCAGGGAAGCUCGUAGUGCAUUCAUGGCUCAAGUUUUUAUGUAAUCUGUUACAAAAUUACUUGACUCCUUUCCAAGUGGACUCUUGUAUAAGGGACUGUUCACUGCUGUAAUGGUUUGCAAUUCUUGAAUUUAGCUCUUUCAUGACUAAUUAUAUUGUAAUCAUUUUAUAUUGCUGAAUAGCAGAGAACUACACUUUAUAUAAAGCAAUUUUUGCAUUUGUUUAUUUGAAUGAUGCAUCUUCAGUAAAAUAUUUAUAUACAUAAAUGACAAA
Molecule: messenger RNA, 1562 nt
Organism: Microtus ochrogaster (prairie vole)
Lineage: Eukaryota; Metazoa; Chordata; Mammalia; Rodentia; Cricetidae
Gene: Bnip2
Product: BCL2 interacting protein 2
Exons: 11
Coding region: 278-1279 (333 amino acids)
Biological process (GO): apoptotic process
Cellular component (GO): cytoplasm
Source: RefSeq, a predicted model, not a curated record